CUUGUCUCCACUAAUUUUUAUAUACUACUACGUAUUAUCUCUGGAAGGGGGCAAGCCCCUAUAAAAAUUAAUGAUAGAGAAAAAAUUGUCGUCAUGGAAAUGAAAUGCAUACCAUCCAUGUGUGCUGCCGUUAGCAAGUUUGACAAGUGAAGAAGUAAUUAUAAAGAAAAGUGCCUGAGGCUAUUUGUUGUUGUGGUCGUCAUGGAAACGAUGUAAUACACAUGCGCACCAAGUUUCACCUCCAUGCGUGCUAUAGUUAGCAAUUUGAGGAGUGAAGAAGUGGUGUUAAAGAAAAUUGCCUGAGGCUUUUUUCAAACAAGAUGCUGUCGUCAUGGAAACAUGUAAUCGUCAUGG
This is a messenger RNA of Geodia barretti, 354 nucleotides long. Lineage: Eukaryota; Metazoa; Porifera; Demospongiae; Tetractinellida; Geodiidae. The record is from the annotation of a GenBank genome assembly.